Molecule: messenger RNA, 529 nt
Organism: Linderina pennispora
Lineage: Eukaryota; Fungi; Kickxellomycota; Kickxellomycetes; Kickxellales; Kickxellaceae
Exons: 2
Coding region: 1-462 (153 amino acids)
Source: RefSeq, a predicted model, not a curated record
AUGGCUGGCGCAGAAACCAUCAUCCCAAUCCUGGGCAGUGUCCUCCUGCUGGCCCUGUUUAUCGCUGCAUACAUUAAGACCGAAAAAUCGGAGCGCACCCGUAUCUUGUGCUGCCUCGGUCCUGCGGAACAUGAAAACGAGAUCCACCAAAGUCGCCCGGGCAUGACUGAGCGCACGUCCCCACGGUGCCGCGACGAUGCAGAUAAUCUCAGCGGAUGCACUUUGGCGCCAGACACUGCCAGUCCGCCUGCCAUCCGCAACAGCCAUGUUGUCCAAGUAGAUAGGCCGCGGACACCAUCAGCCACCACACUGACCCCGCCCCUGAACGCCAGCAGCAAUGUCGAUAAUGACAACUGGAGCAUACGUACGCUGUCUGCGCCACAGCCACCGCCGGCUGCCAGAGUUCAUGAUCCGCGGAUUGUCGUCGAUAACCAGAGCUUUGGCAUCUCCAGCACCCUGUGAGCUCCCCCCAUGUCCAUUUCUAAACCUUAUUUGCUUUGGAUAACAUAAAAUCGCUACAGGCUUCCCC